CGAAAAACGUGCAGCGUGACAAAGAAUGAGUACUAAAUUUUUGCACGGCAUGCUGGGAUCGGCUUUUAAUUUCCGUUUUCUAUGCAAACGCGGAAGUGAGGCGUAACUCAAGGACGACACCAGCAAACGCUUGUCAACGACAGACGAGAGGUUUACAGAGAUUCAGCGGCGUAUUCGAGCGCGGCGACUUGCGGAAGAGGAAGUAAUGUCUGCGGAAGAGAUGCAGCAGGCGGUUAGCCGUCUUGAAGCAGUGGCGGCAAGGCUGGAGUCCCUCGCGGUUGCCGGGGUUAGCCCUCGAGGGGCUGCAGGAUCUGGAGGGUCAGGUGCCGAGGAUGGCCCGGCUGUUUUGGCGUAUGACAGCGAAAUCCUUGGUGGGAAGUACGCAGAGUUCAUCAAACUUAGCAACGAGCUUGGUGGCGAUUUGCAGACACAGGUCAAGAUGGUAGAGACUGGUUUCCAGGAGCUACGCAAGUUCAUCGCCAUGGCGUCCAGGAGCAAGAAACCAGAUCAGAGUAAAUUUCCAGAACUUCUUACACCACUGUCAACCUGCAUCAACAAAAUACAGGAGUUUCGUGAGAACAACCGACGCAGUCCGAUGUUUAACCAUCUGUCUGGCAUUUCCGAGGCCAUCCCUGCCCUGGGCUGGGUAGCUGUGGAGAAGACUCCCGGCCCCUACGUUAAGGAGAUGCAGGACAGUGGCAUGUUCUACACUAAUCGGGUUAUCAAGGACUUCAAGGAAACGGACCAGCGUCAUGUGGAUUGGACGAAGGCAUGGAUGGGUACGCUCCGCGAAUUGAUGGACUAUAUCAAGCAAAACCACACAACAGGCGUGACAUGGAACCCGCAGGGAGGAGAAGCUAGUGUGGGGGCCCCUAGUUCCAGUUCAGCCCCACCCCCUCCAGCUGGCGGUGCACCACCACCUCCACCACCACCUGGCCCCCCUCCCCCUCCUGCACCUACACCCAGCGAGGGAGGAAAUCAGGGGGGAAGUGAUGUCCGUGCAGCACUGUUUGAUUCCAUUAACAGGGGAACUGCCAUCUCUUCUGGUUUGAAGAAAGUAUCUGACGAUAUGAAGACUCACAAGAAUCCAGCAUUGCGAGCAGGUAGCACUGUUUCUGGUACUAGUUCCCACGGGGUUAGAUCUGGCCCCGCCCCGUUCAAGGUCUCAAACCCACCUCCCAAGGCGCCCAAACCAACAAGCAACGCCAAGGCUGCUGCAGCCACUGCUAAACCACCUGUGUUUGAGCUGCAACAGAAGAAAUGGACGGUGGAGUACCAGAUCGGCAACAAGACGAUGGUGAUUGAUGAUUCAAACAACAAACAGACGGUGUACAUGUACAAAUGUCAGGAUAGUACCCUGCAGAUCAAGGGCAAAAUCAACUCCAUUGUCGUUGACAGCUGUAAGAAGGUGGCCGUGGUGUUUGAUGGAGUCGUGUCCUCGAUUGAGUUUGUCAACAGUCAGAGUGUUCAGGCACAGGCGCUAGGCCAGUGCCCCACUGUGAGUAUCGACAAGACAGACGGCUGCCAGGUCUACCUGAGUAAGGAAAGCUUGAAUGCUGAGAUCGUCACCGCCAAAUCCUCCGAGAUGAAUAUUCUGGUGCCGGGAGAGGACGGAGACUUUAAAGAGUUUGCCUUGCCGGAACAAUUCAAGAGCGUUUGGAACGGAAAGAAAUUCGCUACUGACCUCACAGAAAGCGUCUGAUUGGCUACACAGUUGCUAUAGCAACCGCUAUACCUGCAAUUACACGCUAGCAUCUUCCAUGAUUGAAUGUGUUUGACUUGAUGGUUUUAAAUUGGUAAAAAAAAACUUACUCUCGGCCAAGUGUUAUUAUUGUGAAAUUUUGAAAUCUACUUUAUUGCAAAGUUUCAAUCUUGAAAGUUGAAACAAUUGAGCAGAAAACACUAGUGAUCAGUUUUCGCUGUCUAUAUAAAUAGAAACGUUAAAAAUCUUCAAGUCAUACAUAUAUUCGUAUAUGUUUUUGCAAGCUCUUGUUAGAAUGGCCUUCAUGAAUUAUAGGGAAAAUGUUUUUGAUUUUAUGAAUGUUUAUUGAAAAAGACAAUUUCUUUUACUACUAAAGUUAUUUCUGCUGUACGAAUACACAUAUUUCUACAUUUAUUAAUAAAAUGUGCUGGAAUACUGUUAUCAUUGUUUUUAAAUCACGCAAACUUAUAAAAAUUAUACCGAAAAAAAAUAUCUUAAAUUCAUUUUUGCGACAAAUAAAAGGGCUGGGCUUGUGUGUAUGUCCAGAUAAAUUCAUUCUUAAAGCUUAGCUUCAUUCCAGUAGCACAUAUGUAAAGAUCCUACUGUAGAUUUGCACAAAAUAUUAACAGGGGUUCUCAAGUUCAGGAUUAAUCCAGAAGCCGGGAUUGAGAACCUGCUAACUUCCGACUAUUGUACAGUUUUAAAGAUUGUUUUUUGAUUGGACAUCAAAAACUAGAGGAAGUACCUUGAAAUUAAUAGAAAUGACUUUGGAAAUAAUUUUAAAAGGUGUCUAAGCCCCUUUAGUCUGAUGUGGGUAUGAAUCCCUCGCCCCUGAGUAUUUUUCGUAAUUGAUGACUAUCAACUUUCAAGAUCCCCUAGCCCCCAAGACACAUAGUUAUGCACAAAAUAUGAAAUCAAGAAGAAAUGUGUGUAAGAUGUAUAUUUGAAAUUUGUUAACUUUAAAACUUACCGAAUGCACUUGUUAAAAUCUAUAAAUUUAUGUUUGGUAAAAUUGGGAAUUUCAUAACACUUAUUAUAAACUUAUAACGUAAUGCACUUGUUAAAAGUACAAUACACUCCAAGGUAUAUCGGUUUGUGUUAUUCGUAAACCUAAUUUAUUUUACAAUGAUGGAGAAAUAUGCUGUUUCAAACUUAAACUUAUCCCACACAUUGACAUUAGCGUGUAUCUCAGUUAAGGAAUUGGAUGUAUAAUUGUGUGUAUUUUAGAAGCCUGGUGACCCGAUAUUAUAUUGAUGUCAUUUGAAAGGGAUUUAUGAGUAGGGAAAGGAUAUAUGUUAAAGAUAUUGCAAAGAAAUAUUAAAAUCAAGAUAUUUUGGCCUUGACAGUUGAGGAAUAGGUAACAUUGCGCCUAAUUCAGUAGAAAACUAAACAUGAAGGUCGUUACUGAAAUUACUUUGUCUAUAAUGCUUGUUCAGUCAUUUAUUUUACAUCUUACUAAUCAAGAAACAAAUACCUUUCAAAUGAUACAAAAAUUGUAUGGGUCAUAAAGCAUGAAAAUUUAAUUUUUUUGACAAUGGUAGGAUUAAACAACAAGCUUAGUUGUACAUCUAAUACCUUAAAUGCUCAUUAGCUGCUAUAAAUAGAUAUGAAUAAAUACAUGUACAUCAGGUAUGUAUGAGUUUAUAAGAUAUGUAUAAUGGCAUCUAGUUUAAAAUGAUAUAUAACAUAUCACCAUGGACUUGGCUUUGAUGAACAUUCUUGCCUGGAAUUAACGUCUGUGGCUUUUCCUUCGAUGAAUUAUCUUGCCAGGAAUCAACAUCUGUAUGUCUAAGAAAAUUUUAUCAUAUCUAAAAGUGCAUGAUUUUCAUUUGAAACAUUUUAUUUGGUGCUUGUUUGAAGUCUAACUUUUAAAGUGGGCAUUACUUCCAAUUGCCAUGGAAACUGUUAAGUACAAAUUGUAAUAAAAUUGUCGAGUCCAAUUUGUAAUAGAGUUUAUGUCAAUUUUUGUGUGCAAUAUCUCUGUGAUGACGAUGAUUUUUUAUACUAUUAGAAAAAUGACCCUACAUCAAAUACAUUAGACUAUAGAUGUGUUCUACCAAAAUAAUUGAUUUUGUAAGUCUUGACACCAUAGCACUAAAUCUCGUAGGAGUUAUUCGACCUGGUAUCAAACUUGCUCAAAUCAGUAGCAACUUGUUCAUAUGAUUCCGUCUUGUUAAUUAGUCACUUGUAGAAUAGUUAGCGUUAUGUUAGCAAUAGUUUAUCCCUUGCAUGUCAUGCUCUUACACGAACAAAAUAUUUGUAAAACCAGAAAGUUAUUUUAGUUGAAAUAUUUUCCUUAUUUGUAAAAAGAACCGUUUUGACUAUUCGACGAUAUCGUAUUUACCGGUAAAAUUUGCUCAUGAGUUUUGUUUUUACCGGUAUAAUUUGCUCAUGAGUAUUGUAUUUACCGGUAUAAUUUGCUCAUGAGUAUUGUAUUAACCGGUAUAAUUUGCUCAUGAGUAUUGUAUUAACCGGUAUAAUUUGCUCAUGAGUAUUGUAUUUACCGGUAUAAUUUGCUCAUGAGUAUUGUAUUAACCGGUAUAAUUUGCUCAUGAGUAUUGUAUUAACCGGUAUAAUUUGCUCAUGAGUAUUGUAUUAACCGGUAUAAUUUGCUCAUGAGUAUUGUAUUAACCGGUAUAAUUUGCUCAUGAGUAUUGUAUUUACCGGUAUAAUUUGCUCAUGAGUAUUGUAUUAACCGGUAUAAUUUGCUCAUGAGUAUUGUAUUAACUGGUAUAAUUUGCUCAUGAGUAUUGUAUUAACUGGUAUAAUUUGCUCAUGAGUUUUGUUUUUACCAGUAUGAUUUGCUUAUGAAUAUUGGAUUUACCGGUAUUAUUUGCUCACGAGUAGUGAAUUAACUGGUAUAGGAUCAAAAUGCUUGAAAGGCAUAUUUCCCCUAUUUAUGGAUAUAAAAUAUCUUGUUUCAGAUGGAAUGUUUCAGCUAAAUAUAGAUGGUAGUGUUAUAUAUUUUUAAACUGUUUUGUAACUUUCUGUGUCUCUUAACAUAAUAAAUGUAGCCAUAAUUCUAAUUAUGUAUUCAAACUGCAAAUAUGACUUUGCUUUUGUACUCACUAGAACAAAUAAAUAAUUUAUCUAA
Mya arenaria is the source of this 4796-nucleotide messenger RNA. Its product is annotated as adenylyl cyclase-associated protein 1-like. Gene Ontology annotation, cellular component: cytoplasm. The record is from RefSeq and is a predicted model, not a curated record. The transcript has 14 exons. Gene Ontology annotation, molecular function: actin binding; adenylate cyclase binding. Bases 206 to 1702 code for a protein of 498 amino acids. Gene Ontology annotation, biological process: regulation of adenylate cyclase activity; cytoskeleton organization; cell morphogenesis. NCBI's taxonomy places the organism in Eukaryota, Metazoa, Mollusca, Bivalvia, Myida, Myidae.